UUCACCACCACAACUACAUCGUCACUUAUUUCUAGUAGUCGACCAUUCUCACUUUCUUCUAUCAAAAUGUCUAACGAGGAGAUCACCCACCCCACCAUCGUCGAUGGCUGGUUCCGAGAGAUCUCGGACAUGUGGCCCGGCCAUGCCAUGACCCUCCGAGUUGAGAAGGUCCUCGUCCACGAGAAGAGCAAGUACCAAGACGUCCUCAUCUUCAAGUCCACCGACUUCGGCAACGUUCUCGUCCUCGACAACGUCAUCCAGUGCACCGAGCGUGAUGAGUUCUCCUACCAGGAGAUGAUUGCUCACCUUGCCCUCAACUCCCACCCCAACCCCAAGAAGGUUCUUGUCAUUGGUGGUGGCGAUGGUGGUGUUCUCCGUGAGAUCGUCAAGCACGACUGUGUCGAGGAGGCCACCCUCUGCGACAUUGACGAGGCUGUCAUCCGUCUCUCCAAGGAGCACCUCCCCUCCAUGGCCUGUGGCUUCGACCACCCCAAGUCCAAGACCCACGUUGGCGAUGGCUUCAAGUUCCUCAACGACUACAAGAACGAGUUCGACGUCAUCAUCACCGACUCCUCCGACCCCGAUGGUCCCGCCGAGGCUCUCUUCCAGAAGAGCUACUUCCAGCUCCUCCACGACGCUCUCCGUGAGGGCGGUGUCAUCACUACUCAAGGUUGUAUGUUCCCUAUUUUUUUGAGGAAAGCAAAUGGCGUCCCUAGGAACGGCAGAAUCAGGGAACCCUGCAUGGUCAAAGUUGGUCGGUGCAGUAGGGCUCUCCCUCGAUGGGUACAUCACUGUACCGCUUCCCUCCUAGGGACUUCCAGAAGCUAGUGCUGCUUUCCCAGCUCUGCUUCCGGUAGUCCCGUGAUAGCAUGUGUUUCGAUCAAGCGUAUAUGUCAGCCGUUGCUCUGCUCGACCGUGUUAUAUUCUGCUGUUCCUGAACCGUCAUGGUCUUGUUUUAUUAUAUCCAUAGCCUUAUGGACUCUGCUGACUCUUUAACUCACAGCUGAGAGCCCCUGGCUUCACCUCCCCC
Fusarium graminearum PH-1 is the source of this 1030-nucleotide messenger RNA. Its product is annotated as spermidine synthase. Gene Ontology annotation, cellular component: cytosol. Gene Ontology annotation, biological process: spermidine biosynthetic process. The transcript has 3 exons. The record is from RefSeq and is a predicted model, not a curated record. Bases 67 to 828 code for a protein of 253 amino acids. Gene Ontology annotation, molecular function: spermidine synthase activity. Lineage: Eukaryota; Fungi; Ascomycota; Sordariomycetes; Hypocreales; Nectriaceae.